AUGUUGGUUGCGUCAGGGAAAGUAAUGCUAUUCGGUUGGAUUUAAGUUUAGGGCGGGUUUAGUUUUCGGAUACGGAAGAGGAAGGAGCUAUGUUUUGAAAGCAUUGUCAGAAGUUUAGAAAGUUACGAAAAGGGGACUUGUUGAAAUAACUUUACAUCACAUUUUUACAUAGGGCAGUGAUACUAUUAAAAUACAUCCUAAUUCUAUUUAAACAACGUGCGUGUCACUAUAAUUGAAGGAAGGUAGUUUGGGAGAGUUAACUAACUUCGCUACGUUGAUCUAGCGUGUGCUUGCUUUGACAGCUAGUUAAACGUUUUUGAAUGGUAUUACUUGACUGUUGCCAAAAUGGACAUACAACACCGGCAGCGACCGGUCAAACCGGACCAGAGUUUUUGGGGCAACCGAAGACUGUGGACCGCAAGGAUUUUCUCCAUGUUCUGCUGUGCGAUGGUGGUGUCGGUCGUUGCAGUAUUCUGCGCCUUUGUUUACAUCAUCUUGAAAGAGAUGCGGAAUGAGAGAGUGAUUGGAGAGGAUGGCUCAGAGGUUAGACUCCUAGGGUUCUGGAGUGUUCUGGUCAUGUCGGUGUUAGCAGGGUUCUGCUGCUGUAGCUUCACAUGGACCAUCACUUACUUCGACUCUUUUGAGCCUGGCACGUUCCCCCCAACGCCCCUGUCCCCUGCCCACCUCAGGCAGGUGACAGGUCACUCCUUCCAUAUGGGCUACAGUGUGGCGGUCCUAAAUGGCAUUGUAGCGGCGAUCACCAUCAUCUGGAGCCUCACCUGACCUUACCCACAACCCCCUGUUCUACCUGACCUUACCCACGACCCCCUGUUCUACCUGCUCUGACCCACGACCCCCUGACCUUACCCACGACCCCCUGUUUUACCUGACCUUACCCACGACCCCCUGUUCUACCUGCUCUGACCCACGACCCCCUGACCUUACCCACAACCCCCUGCUCUACCUGACCUGACCUUACCCACAACCCCCUGUUCUACCUGACCUUACCCACAAUCUUUCCCAUGUGUAUGUGUACAUCUCAAGAGAAGCAGUAGAACAUGUGAUACUAUGAGACAAUGUGUCCAGUACUAAAGUCAGCAUCUCACUCACUAGCUCCUUAUCGUUUGGUUCUCCAUGCUGUCCUCUUCCAGGCUGACAGUGUUGAGUCCCAGGUUUCUACAAAGUCAGGAUACCUUUUAUAAUGUACUGUAUAUUGUGAUAUAUAUCUAGCCUAAAGAGGUUUUUGUGCCAAAUGAGUGCUAUAAAGAGAAUGUUUAAAAUAUAAAAUGAGGCUCACACAUUAUAAAUCUAUAGUUUAUUGUGUCUAAUAUAUAACCUGUAGAGAUAUGUUCCAUGCAGUGUAUCUGUGCAUUUGACUGUUAUUCUCACUGAAUUAAGCUUUCACUGUCUCUCCUUCCCACACUGUCUGUACUACUGAACAGUAAAGAAGCUCUCACCUGC
This is a messenger RNA of Salmo salar (Atlantic salmon), 1461 nucleotides long. RefSeq names its product ADP-ribosylation factor-like protein 6-interacting protein 6. Lineage: Eukaryota; Metazoa; Chordata; Actinopteri; Salmoniformes; Salmonidae. The record is from RefSeq and is a predicted model, not a curated record.